Molecule: messenger RNA, 826 nt
Organism: Aspergillus calidoustus
Lineage: Eukaryota; Fungi; Ascomycota; Eurotiomycetes; Eurotiales; Aspergillaceae
Source: the annotation of a GenBank genome assembly
CAGCGCUCAUGUAUGAAUCCCAGGGUGCAUAAAUAACGUCGUACUCGCAAAUUGUAAAAGCCAAGUGCCCCAGAAGUUUGUUUCUACCAAAGAAAAAUGCGCUACGCUCUCCUCCUCUUUCCCGGCUUCGAAGCCCUCGACGCCUUCGGCCCCCUCGAAGUCCUCAACGUCCUAGCCGAGCACAGCAAGAUCGACCUCUCCAUCCUUGCGGAAACCCUUGAUCCCGUCUCAACCCGUUCCCCGGAUCCCGCGUCCCACGUCUUGGGAUCAAAAUGCACCCAGGAGAUCGUGCCAACAGGGACGUUCGCUGAUUAUCUACCGACACCUACUCAAGCUUCCUCUCCAAACGAAGAGGGCGAAGGCGAAAAUGAUGCUGGGUUGAAGCGAAUCGACGUCCUCAUCGUCCCCGGCGGCGCCGGAACCCGCUUCCCCCACAUAAUCACCCCAGUCAUCUCCUUCAUCCGCACCAUCUACCCCUCGGUGCAAUACGCAUUCAGCAUCUGCAACGGUUCCGGAGUGCUCGCGCGAGCCGGGAUCCUAGACGGGAAGCGGGCGACGACGAACAAGAUCCUGUACGAGAGUACGACGGCGUUGAGGAGGGAGGUGCGGUGGGUAAGGGAGGCACGGUGGGUGGUUGAUGGGAAUGUGUGGACCGCGUCGGGGGUCAGUGCGGGGAUUGAUGCGGCAUUGGCGUUUGUGCGGAGUGUGUAUGGGGAGGAGCUGGCGAGGGCGAUUGCGAGGGAGAUGGAGUAUGUUUGGGAUGGCGGGGAUGGAGGGGUGGAUCCGUUUGCUUGAGCUGAGCUUGAGUUUUAUGGGGUACUGGGUC